AUGGCUGGGACCACGUAUGCGCUGGUUAAGCACGACCGGCACCGCAUCGCCAACGCUCAGAUUAAUUCCGAUCCUUUCGCAUACAAAGCUUGUCAGAAGACUGCCAGCGCCGUGGUCUCCGGUGUGGACUGCAACGGGGCCAGAAUGUGGAACUGCCUGGAUCGGUACCCGACGGAAUGUCUCGAAGCGCUUGGUAACAUCUACAAGUCGGAAGCGCUCGCGGCGAAGAAACAGACAUGCAGAAACCCAGCUGGCGGUGUCCAUAUUGACGAUCCUGGCCGGCAAUCAUCGGCGCUUAUAUUACGUACCGACUUUGGGCACAUUGGGUCCCGCCGGUACCUCUGCGAGCUGCUGUUUGGCCAGGGCCACCACCGCUGUGUCAAGCACGCCGACUUCGAAGACGUAAUGGCAGCUUUUCUGGCGGAUCCAGCAGCAGACCGGUAUUUGGUCGAUGUGAAAGGGGGCGAUAUCCGGCGUGGUCCAUGGCUGGACAUCAGACUGCUACGACGAAGAAUACAUUUGCGGCAAAACAUGCUCGACCUCUUCGUCGGAGGUCCAGAUGGAGGAACUUCAACAACGAUCUGCACUCCGAGCUGGUGGACCAAGGUCGUGGAAGAUGCGUCUCCUUUUGACUACGUCCACUGGUCGUUCCACCGAGUACAAGAUUGCGGAUUCCACUUGGUGCACGAUCUGUAG
This is a messenger RNA of Drepanopeziza brunnea f. sp. 'multigermtubi' MB_m1, 696 nucleotides long. Lineage: Eukaryota; Fungi; Ascomycota; Leotiomycetes; Helotiales; Drepanopezizaceae. The record is from RefSeq and is a predicted model, not a curated record.